GUUUCAGACGUUUCUGAGCAAGCGUCGGUACUGGUAUGCAUCAGCUUUUUCCAGUAAUUUUUCUGGUUUAGUAGUGACAGCGUGUAUUAAUCAAAUUCCUUGAACUUUGAAGCUAGAUAGCCCCUUUUCCUAGAAGGUCGCAUCUUGUCUAUCAAAUCCCAGGCUCUCAUCACUCCUGUUGUGGUUUUCGGGUCUGCUUGAUCAGAUAGCUGUUCAUUAUGGACGGGGGAGGAGUCGUAACCCGUUCUCGUCAGCGACAACGCAGUGAGUCCCAGGAACCUGUCCCCGUCAAUGCCCAUCGUCGGGACAAGAGCAGCGGUGCUCCGACCAUGGAUGCCGUGCCCGAGCAGGUCACCGCUGAAUCCUUGUCGACGCCCUCAUCACAGUCCAGCCAGAAAAGCUACAGCAACGGCAUCCGCAAUGGCCACCACGGCUCGAACGGUUUCCACAUGGAUACGCCGCCGUCCAGCCAGAGCGCCGGAUCCCGGCCGUUGAGCCCCACAUCGAUGACACGCGAGGCGGAGAAGCAGGAGUUGCAGAAGCUCAACAGCCGCUUGGCCAUACUCUUGAGCAAACUACACGAGUCCAAUUCAGAAAACAUCACAUUAAAGGAGGCUCUGGCUCUGAAGGAAGGCGAAACCCAAGCGCUUCUGGACUCUCAGUUAGCCAUCUACCAAACACAAGUGCGAAGUCUCAGCGCUGCCCUGGAUCAGGAGAACAACCAAAAGGUCCAGGAGAUCUUCGCGCGUGAGCGGGCUCAGGCCGAAUUGCAACAGCUGACAGAAAGGGUGGCCGAUCUGCAGGACCGCUUUGAUGACGCCGAAAACAGGGCGAAGGGCGCCGAAAAGCUGCAACGCGAAAGUGACCGCAAACUGGCCGACGCCCAGAUUGCCCUUAACGAGGCCAACAUGCAGAAGAUGUACUUCAAGGCGGAAUUCGACAAACUCCAGGCGCAGCUACGUUCUCUACAGAGUGCCCUGGAAGAAGAAGUGGCGGAUAAGGCGAAACUGCAAAAUCAGUUGAACACGGUUAAAGAAGCGGCAGAGUUUGAAAUUAAACUGGCCAUGGAUAGACUGAAACACCAGGCUAUUCCCAUCGACAGCGUGGACGCCAGUGCUCGCCGUUCAUUCAACGAGGUUAACCUAGACCGUAUCCGGGAAAAUUUCCAGCAGGACAUGGAAGAUCAGCGCCAGGAAAUUGAAGAACAACUGCAUGACAUGUACCAGAGAAAGAUAGAGGAUAUGUCAAAUCAAAUGCGGAUCAUGGAACAGGAUCUGGAACAGGCUCAACGUAGCGCAGUAACAGCUAAUAAAAAUUACCGGGAUAUGUCGCAACAGCUGUCUGCAAAUGCCAAAGUGAAUCGCGAAAUUGAGGACGAUUUGGCUCGGAUGCGUGCGGAAUUCGAUCGCUACAAAGAAAAUGCUGAGGGGCGCUUGUUUGAUGCGUCCAACGCGCUGCGGGAAAAGAGUCACAUGUAUCAGGAGGUACUAACUCAAAAUCAGGAGCUAAGGGACGCUCACGCUGACAUCCUGGCUGAACUGAGAGUCUAUGACGAACUGAUGAAAAGUCUGGAGCAAAAAGUUGGUAUUCCAACGCCGGAACGCAGCUUCAACCGUUCAUCUGUGGUGGGCAAUAAAAAACGCAAACACUCUGACUUCUAUCCGGUGUCUCUUGAAAAAUCAGCAAGUCGGAUGGGAUCCUUUGGGCGACCGUCGUCAUCGCAGACUACAGUCAAAGCGUCGGCCAACAAAUCUCGCUCUAAUGGCGACAUUUGCAUCUCGGAAAUGGAUCCCGGCAAGUUCAUCCGCAUCGAGAACACAGCGGAAUCGGCUGCCGACAUCUCCGGAUAUAUCCUGCUGCAGCAGGGUUCGAGCGGCCAGGAAGUCAAGUAUACUUUCGAGGAAGGUGCUACCAUUGCCGGCAAUGGAAUUAUCACGGUUUAUGGACCGAAAAUCGGUGACAGCGUUACUCAUAAUGGGACCACGGAGCGUGUGGCGGAUGAGGAUUGGAUCACUGGACACAAGACGGCGGCGUACUUAUAUGAUGCCACUGGGAGAACUGAACUGGCCAGUUACCAGACGGUAUCGGAAGUUGCUGGCUCCGGAGCUAUGAUGACACCGCAAGGAUCGGCGUCGAAGAGGGGUUUGCUGAGCAGAAUCCUUGGCAGGUCUUGAUGGUCCAUUUCCGUAUGAAUGGAUCCAACCUGUAGCCUUUUGGGAUCGUUGGAAUGGCAUAUUUUUCGAACAAAUGGGAUAUUUGUUACGUUUUAUAAUUUUGUCUACGAUUGCAAUUUGUUCCUGAAAUUUUGGAUAGCUUGUACCGUUGUACGUGCACUUUGGGCGGAUACUCAUAUUUUUUAGGCUUGUAGCUUUUGUACGAUUAUUGUUUCCAAAACACUAUUACGUUACCGUUGUGCAAUUUUCCGCUGGUCUGUAUUUUUUAUGAUUUAAGUAUCUGGGAGUGUGAUCUACCAUUUAUUCGAAUGAAAAAGUAAAAUGGAUUUCGCGUCA
Molecule: messenger RNA, 2510 nt
Organism: Paramacrobiotus metropolitanus
Lineage: Eukaryota; Metazoa; Tardigrada; Eutardigrada; Parachela; Macrobiotidae
Product: lamin-1-like
Exons: 12
Coding region: 219-2174 (651 amino acids)
Source: RefSeq, a predicted model, not a curated record